AUGUCUCCACCAGCGGAGGGCAGCCACAGGGAAGGGCUCCACCAGCGCAAGCCAGUGGCUGCCCUCCCAUUCGAAGAAGGCAGAAGGGAAGGGCUCCACCAGCGGAGGCCAGUGGCAGCCCUCCUCAUCAAAGCAUGCAGAAGGGGAGGGCUCCACCAGCGGAGGCCAGUGGCUGCCCUCCCCUCAUCGAAGCACCCAGAAGGGCUCCACCAGCGGAGGCAGCGCCCUCCCAUCAAAGCAGGGCAGAAGGGAGGCCCUCCAGCGCAAGCCAGUGGCUGCCCUCCCCAUCGAAGCAGGCAGAAGGGAAGGGCUCCACCAGCGGAGGCCAGUGGCUGCCCUCCCCAUCAAAGCAUGCAGAAGGGAAGGGCUCCACCAGCGGAGGCCAGUGGCUGCCCUCCUCAUCGAAGCAGGCAGAAGGGAAGAGCUUCACCAGCGGAGGCCAGUGGCUGCCCUCUCCAUCAAAGCAUGCAGAAGGGAAGAGCUUCACCAGUGGAGGCCAGUGGCUGCCCUCCUCAUCGAAGCAUGCAGAAGGGAAGGGCUCCACCAGUGGAGGCCAGUGGCUGCCCUCCCCAACGUAGCAGGCAGAAGGGAAGGGCUCCACCAGCAGAGGCCAGUGGCUGCCCUCCCCAUCGAAGCAGGCAGAAGGGAAUGUCUCCACCAGCGGAGGGCAGCCACAGGGAAGGGCUCCACCAGCAGAGGCCAGUGGCUGCCGUCCCCAUCGAAGCAUGCAGAAGGGAAGAGCUUCACCAUCGAGGCCAGUGGCUGCCCUCUGGCUCAUCGAAGCCGCAGACGGGCAGGGCUCCACCACGAGGGCCAUGGCUUGCCUUCCUCAUCGAAGUAGGCAGAAGGGAAGGGCUCCACCAGCGGAGGCCAGUGGCUGCCCUCCCCAUCAAAUCAGGCAUAUCUACAGGUGAACAUUUGCGAACAGACCAAAAUCUGUCAGAUUUCUAUAUCUCUGGACUGACAUAUCUACUGGUGGAACACUUCCCUUCUGCAUGCUUCGAUGGGGAGGGCAGCUACUGGCCUUCGCUGGUGGAGCCCUUCCCUUCUGCAUGCCUCGACGGGGAGGGAAGCCACUGGCCUUCGCUCUUGUAG
Messenger RNA from Macrobrachium nipponense, 1095 nucleotides. Its product is annotated as synapsin-1-like. The record is from RefSeq and is a predicted model, not a curated record. Bases 1 to 1095 code for a protein of 364 amino acids. The transcript has a single exon. NCBI's taxonomy places the organism in Eukaryota, Metazoa, Arthropoda, Malacostraca, Decapoda, Palaemonidae.